Molecule: messenger RNA, 477 nt
Organism: Rangifer tarandus platyrhynchus (Svalbard reindeer)
Lineage: Eukaryota; Metazoa; Chordata; Mammalia; Artiodactyla; Cervidae
Source: the annotation of a GenBank genome assembly
AUGGGCACAGGGUGGCGGCGAAGCCAGGGAAGUCCCCUCCGCCCCAGCUCCCCACAGCCAGAUCCGGUGCCUUCAGGGCCAGAGAGACAACUGCGCGCCCGGGCCGCGCAGGUGUUCACCUCCCCAGCCCGCCGCCGGCAGGUGCCCCGCGGCCGCGGAGAGGAGCGCGCGGCCACCGGGACCUACCUGUCUGCCGUGCGCCCUCGUGGCUGCGCCCGGGGAACCUCGGCCAGGCGGUGGGGCCGAGCCGCGCUGUCCUGGAGCCGCGCGGGUCCGCCCGCCCGCUCGCCACUUCCGCAUCACCCGCCCCCGCCCCUGGGCCGCGGCCGCCCAGCCUCGGUGCGCCGGCAGCGCCCCGCCCUGCCCCGCAGAGCCACCCUGGGGUCCCCGCGCAGACGCAGCGACCGAGGGACGGGGCUGAGCCUCGGGCCAGGCUGGUUCCCCUGCAGCUCAGGGCCUGGCGGAGACGCGCGGUAG